Symsagittifera roscoffensis is the source of this 2198-nucleotide messenger RNA. RefSeq lists its product as uncharacterized. The record is from RefSeq and is a predicted model, not a curated record. The transcript is spliced from 4 exons. Bases 732 to 2198 code for a protein of 488 amino acids. NCBI's taxonomy places the organism in Eukaryota, Metazoa, Xenacoelomorpha, Acoela, Convolutidae.
AUCAACUACUGCAUUGUUAAAAUUCUCUGUUUUGCGCGUUGAUUAUUUGAAUUAUCGUCAUUUGGACUACUUCUAGAAUAGUAAAUAUCGAUCGAUUCGACAACAUUCAGAGUUCAUAAUGACGUCAGACAAAAAGACAGUGGGAGAAGUGAAUGCAGAAAUGAAAAAAAUCUUGAAGCCCGACGACUUAAAAGGUGACAUGGAGAUUAUGCUGUCCUCUAAUUAUGACUGGGCGGCCAUGUUGACUCCCGUCCCACUCUCUGUCUUUCUGUUUGGCCAGUUGGUUUUGGUCAGCCUAGAUCGAGGCUUUUCCCUGGUGACAGAUGAUACGGGCAGGUCGCAAUUCAAGGUCACAAGUAAUCCCCAGUCACUGCAGGAGUCGAUGAUGCACUUAGCAAAUGAAGGCUGGGAGAGUUUCAAUUGUGCGAGCAAGAACAUGAAUGCUAUCCGUUUGUUGUCAAAACAAGUGCCAAUCUACAUAAGGGACACUGUCAAGGUUAUCGUGGAAGGAACACCGGAAGAUAUUGAAGAAUUAGUUCCCGAUUACCUUUCUGAAGUGUUAACAAUUGCAGAAAGAUGUAGUGACAAAGCAAGUAAAGUUGAAAAACAGUUCGAACGAGUCAUGUUACUCAUUGGCGGGCUAAAGGAAGAAUGCACAGUUGCUAAGGGGAGCUGCGAGGGAAAAAAAACUAACUCAAGCACAGGCUGAAAAAGAAAAAAAAGAGAGGCGCAUGAGAAAAGAAGAAUUUAAUAAGGAACAAUUGCAGGAGGAUUAUGAUCAGAUGAAAUGGAAUUUGAACAAAGCAGUUGAAGUUUACACAACGGCAAUGGAGUCAGAAAAGUCUUUGGGAAUGACAGUGGGUUCACAAAUGAUUCAGGGAGUGAUUAACGCUGUAACUGCUCCAUUAAAUAUGUUAAACCAGCGAAAUAUUUGUAGUUCUUUUGAAUUGAAACGGCAUAAGGAGAGAAAAUUGGGCGGAAUCUACUUUUGGAUUGGAGUUCUUUUGGAAAGAGCUAGAAAUGCUGUUGAUGAUGAGGCGAGUUCUAAAACUGUACAAAAAGAACUUCAUUCAUUGAAAAAUUUGACUGCCAGCUUUCGCAAUAUUUGCAGCUUUCAGGAUAAUGGGCAUCACGAUGGAAGAGUGAAGAUACUAAAGGAGAACUCAGAGAAAGUUUUGCUUAUCUUAGAAGAAUCACAGAAUAGUUUGAACGAGGACAAUAAUGCAAAGAACAAACAACGGGAAGAAGUCGAACAGCUUACAGAAGAAUUGGAAUGUGCCUUGAAAGCAAUCAAUGCUUAUUUUUCGAAUAUGAGCUCAACAAUGCCAAUUGAAAAUCCAUCGCCAAGACUGGACAAAAUGAUGACUAGCUGCAGCGACGCUAUUCAACCUCAUGAUCAAACUAUUAAAAUGAAACUAGAAAUAGCCCAAACUGGACUGCAGGCUGCCAAAGAUGAUUUCACAGAAUCAAGCAAGAAAAUGAUUGAGGCCAGCGGGCAGUAUUGUAAUUCCAUCGAGGAGCUGGGCAAAAUUAACUUGGAUAACGUCAGUCUUGUUGACAUAAGAAAACUGCUGGUGAAAAACUUGAAGGCACUUGGACUAGUGAAGACGGAAUGGGAGAAGUUGGUCAGGUUCUUCCAGACGAUUGCCAAUAUCAUUAAAUUUGCCAUCGAGGAAAAUGUGAAAAAAUUCAAGAGUCAUGUCUACAAGAUUCAACGAAGAGCCAUUGAGUACACACUAUCCGACAUGCAUCGCGACAUCUUGUACCAAAAUGCUAACAAUGUCAACAAACUGGCGUUUGUGGUCUCAAAUCUGUCUGCCAUGUACUGUGACGUUUCGGAAAAUCACAUCAUAAAUCAGGUUGCUUCGCUGGGUCAACUCCUUGCUCUUGACCCAGACCAGGAGCGAAAAGCCAUACAAGAUAAGCAAUACGAGUUGAAACAACAGGCGAAAAAAGCCUGUUCGAGUAUCAAGGAUAUUGUAACAAAGCGUAUGACUGACUUCGAAAAGAGAGUUAAUCAGCGGAUGACGGCGAUUGAGAAUCAGAUGAAGGUUGUGAUGCCAGUGGUCGAAGAAAAUCCAAGAGUGAGAGCGGCUAUAAACGAGGCGAUUGCGGAGUCCAACCAGAUAAAAGCUGACGUUCGAAAAAAGGAUAAGGAAGAUUAUUUCAAACAUCUCGACGCUGAUGAGUGGUGCUGA